Spodoptera littoralis (African cotton leafworm) is the source of this 231-nucleotide messenger RNA. The record is from the annotation of a GenBank genome assembly. NCBI's taxonomy places the organism in Eukaryota, Metazoa, Arthropoda, Insecta, Lepidoptera, Noctuidae.
AUGCAAGCGCUCAAAAUAUUUAUGUUCCAACGACACCCACACAAACGUGGAUGGCCUGUCAAUGUUGUCCUCAACAUGGCUUUGUUUUCGUACGGCUGUUACGUCGCGGAAUGCGUCAUACGUACCUACGUGCAUGUAAUUCUGCGACAGCAAAUCGCCCUGCACUCGGCUGCCAGCCCCGCAACAUACGUUCGCGCCAUACAGGCUCUGCUGGUGACGUUUGAAGGUUAA